This is a messenger RNA of Carica papaya (papaya), 1232 nucleotides long. RefSeq names its product squamosa promoter-binding-like protein 7. Gene Ontology annotation, molecular function: DNA binding. Lineage: Eukaryota; Viridiplantae; Streptophyta; Magnoliopsida; Brassicales; Caricaceae. The record is from RefSeq and is a predicted model, not a curated record. Gene Ontology annotation, cellular component: nucleus.
GAAAACAUCCUGACUACUUAAGAGUACCUUUUUCUUCUUUUGCAAUUGUCACAGGGUCUUUCUGUAUGGACAAAACCAGGAAAAAAACUACGGGACUGCCAUUAACCUAUCAAAGUUCAUGAUCAGUAUCCAUUUCAGGACCUAGAAGCCGUAGAUUUAGAGAGAUGGAAGUUGGUGGAAACAUUUUCAGUAACAGUAUUGGUAAUAAUUGGGACAUAUGGGAGCUCAACGUCAACGCCUCUGCAUCCGGCAACCUCUACACCCCACAGCCGCAGACGGCAGGCAGCACGAAUCCGCAGGUAUAUCAGCACUCGCUGUAUUGUGGAGAUGGAUCUCGGUUGCACCCGGACCCGCACCUGAUGUGCUUGAAACUUGGCAAGAGGCAGUAUUUUGAAGACGCUAAUACUCCCGUCGUUGAGCGACUCAAGAGAGGUAAAUCGUAUUACGGCCUUAGUGCCGGCGGGAGUGGAGGAGUCGUGUGUUCGGCGACGGCGGUGCCGGUGCCUAGGUGUCAGGUAGAGGGUUGUGACGUGGCGCUGGUCAACGCCAAGGACUAUCAUCGGAGACAUAAAGUUUGUGAGAUGCACUCCAAGGCGGCCAAAGUGGUGGUACUAGGGAUAGAGCAGAGGUUCUGUCAACAAUGUAGCAGGUUUCAUGUAGUGUCAGAGUUUGAUGACUCGAAGAGGAGUUGCAGGAGGAGAUUAGCCGGGCACAAUGAGCGAAGGAGAAAGAGCUCCCACGAUUCUGUUGCUAAGAACUCUUCUCAAGGUAACAAAUUGAUGACAGGAAGAUUAUCGUACUUAUCAUCUCCGACAGGACGUGCUCUCUCUCUUCUGUCAUCCAAGUCUGAAUCCUGGGUUUCUCCAUCUGAUCUCUCCUUUAGAUCUAGUGAAGCGCUACGUGAGCUCAUUGCAGAAAACCGUGCUGCUACCUUGGCUCAUCAGCUCAUACAAAACCGGGAAUGGCACUUGCACCAUCAGGGAGUCCUAGAUGUUAGAGAAUCUGACGCCGGCCCCAAGUAUUUAACAAUCCAACAGCGCCAGUUGUUACUUGAGUCAUCACAAAGUUGGAGCAAACUUCAUGAGUCAAGUGCUCAUGUAACAUUGAACCUCAUGCAUGGUACGAGCUCGGCAUUCGGUUUAUUGUCUGUGAGAGGAAAGACUAAGGAAGAGGAAGAAGAUUCUGAACUAUGGAAUUAUGGAACUAGUUUGGAGGGAGCCAGUGUUGGCUAA